ACUGUACCAAUAGAUUGAUCUUUCGCCAGAUUUCCAGAGAGACGAUGAACUUUGCGAUCUGGUUGCUGUUUUGAAUUCUUACCUCUCCAGCAACGCGAGCCUGUCAAGUGGAUCUCUGGCUCUGUCAUCAUCAUCAUCAUUGAUCGGAGGAUCCUGAUCUGAACCGACCAAUUCCGCCCCUCAAACGACCAACCCGUUGCACCCGUGCCCGUCAACGGCCAUCACCUGCAUUUACUACCUUCCUGUCGCUUCGCAGUGCCUCUACCGAAUACACUUUGAUUUCCUCACAUGUCGCAUGGUUCCCCUCGCCGAUCAUCCAUUGUCUUCAAAUCACCGGCACCGUGAUUCGGCCUUGCCGCCGACAUGCUGAUUCCCGAGAGCGAGGUUGGCCUGUUCCGACGGCAAAAUGCGCCGAACAAUAGCUCAGAAAGCCCGAAAAGCGGCCUUCCUUCGCAAACAGUCGUUCUUGUUGUUAUGAUCGUCAUAAUUGUCUUCAUCGUCGUUCCAACAACUUACAUUGGCUUGCGCAAAUUGCGGCAACGAAACGACAACCCAUUUUGGAUACCCACCGCAUUUCUCAAAAGACGAUGGCGGGCAUGGCAGCCUUCAGGAUCAGCAAACUCCGACAAAGGAACCUACAGCUCUCAAUUACAAGAGUCAUCGUCAAUGCAAUCUCAGCAUCUCGCGGGAGCGACUCGCAAUGUCAUCCCGGUUCGAGACGAUCUUAACCAAGGCCUUCAAGUCCAAGUGGACACGCAUGCCCAGCCCGAAAUGAGCAACGCCGAUCGCAUCGACCGUCAUACCAGCGUCCGGUCUGUCAUGACACUUCCUGCAUAUUCGCGCUCAGUCCGUGACAAUGAACGUGUACUCGGCCGCGAGGGUGAACGAGAUGGUGUCGACGUUGUUCUUGAAGCGCCUGAAACGGAGCAAGACGAGGAGGGUAGAAGAGAGGAUGAGAUGGAGAGUCUGUACCAAAUACGAGUCGCGCGGAGAAGAGAGAUUGCCGAGCGGGAGGAUCGCAGACGACGCAGGAGGGAAGCGCGUGAUCGUGGGGACUACAUGGCGGCCGAAAGAAUUCGGGUCGAAGGACUACAAGCAGCACGACAGAGAGAAAUCUCUGGCGCUGCAGCCAUGAUCGCUGAACAUCAGUCCCGUAAUCGCGAUCGCCGGGUGAGCAGCGUCAGCUAUGCAGACUUGGGUGUUGCGCGACACGACGGUACUCGUAUACGCGCAAAUUCCAACGACGAUGAGCGGCCCCUUCUCGACUCUGCAGCACCAAUCCACGGUAGUUCAAGCCUCACCCCCUGGGCUUCCCGUGACACCGGCAGCGCUUAUCACAAUCGCAACCGUUCCAACACAACCGGCUCUCAGACGUCUUUGGCUCCAGGUGACGACGACUAUAGCCAACGCCCAUCCUUUAGCAGCGACGUGAAUCAAUCGCGGCCUUCUCUUGGUCGUUUCGGCAGUAGCAAUAGCGACCUCGAGAUUGUCACGUUACAGUCAACUCCUUCAUCCACAGUCCAUUCUCGCAACGCUUCUUAUACCCACGCUCCACGACAGCCAUCACCACUACCCUCUUCGCGGAGUCGCUCGUCUUCUCACGCAACUGCCAUGCGCCCGUCAAUCGACACCCACUUCGUGCCAGCCAAUGGCGACCUCGGCGAAACACCAAUCCCAACCAUCGACCCACCAUCUUACGAUAGCUCCGCAAACAUCAGCGGAAGCAGCACGAGUGCCGGAUUUGAGGACGCCCCACCGUACAGCUCACCUUUACAGACUCGGCCACCGCAUUCUUCCUUGACCGCAGCCACAACUACAAAUUCUGCAACUCCCAGCAGUAGUAGCCCAGGUCUUUCAUUACUCCCGCCAAUCGCACGACUACCGAGCAUUCGCAUCGCCGAGGCGACUCCGAUCGAACCUCCUGCACGAUGGCAAGAUGAAUGGCCAGCCGCUUCACCUGUCUCACCUGUGAGACCCAAAGGCGACGAGGAUUCGAGAUUUUAAAGGCGAAAAUUUCGUCAUCUGUGUUCUUCAUUUGAUUGAUUUCAGCGUUUCAUCUUCCGCGUGGCAGCUUUUGAGCGAUUUUCGGACAGGCGUUGUUUUGUUUUGAUCUGGGAUUAUCAUGAUUGCGUGGGGCCUUGAUGAGGAUUUACUGCUUGGACAGCGCUAUCGGUUUUCUUAUAGCCUCUUCCCGUCUUUCCACUUCUACGUCUGCCUGCUUCUACUUGUCAUUCUGUCUGUAGCUUUAAUGAAUGGUCGUACAAGACUUGAUUCUACUGUCGCCUUGUCAUUGUCGUGCAGGUGCAUGGAAUGCCAAAUUGGUUCUACAUCAAGUCUGUAACGAUCAGAGUCCGCUCUGACUUUGAGUAGACAAUACAAACCAUUGAGUACUGGUGGCA
Messenger RNA from Dissoconium aciculare CBS 342.82, 2399 nucleotides. RefSeq lists its product as uncharacterized. The transcript is spliced from 2 exons. The coding region runs from base 364 to 2004 and encodes 546 amino acids. The record is from RefSeq and is a predicted model, not a curated record. Lineage: Eukaryota; Fungi; Ascomycota; Dothideomycetes; Mycosphaerellales; Dissoconiaceae.